Messenger RNA from Poecilia latipinna (sailfin molly), 4567 nucleotides. Its product is annotated as ABC transporter F family member 4. Lineage: Eukaryota; Metazoa; Chordata; Actinopteri; Cyprinodontiformes; Poeciliidae. Gene Ontology annotation, cellular component: nucleus; cytosol. The coding region runs from base 136 to 2595 and encodes 819 amino acids. The record is from RefSeq and is a predicted model, not a curated record. Gene Ontology annotation, molecular function: cysteine-type deubiquitinase activity. The transcript is spliced from 12 exons. Gene Ontology annotation, biological process: protein deubiquitination.
UUACACUUUAACGUGCAAGCAAUGUCCGACAGCGUCUAAAAGAAGUUUCGGGUUUUUAUAUCCAGUGGAUGUCAACGAAAGUGUGAAUCUCAAGCCUCCACUGUCGAUGGGAGGAUCACCAGGUGGAAGAAAAAAAUGAAUCGCUGGUGGAAUAAACCUGCAGAAACUAAGUACCACGGUUUGUACAACCACGGGGCAACAUGCUACCUGAACAGUGUGCUGCAGGUUCUGUUCAUGACCGAAGAAUUCAGGGAAGCUGUGAUCAGAUUGACCAAUCCCAGUAAGGAGCACAUUGAUCACCACCUUAGACAAUUGUUUGAAGAAUUAUCGCACCGGACAGCAGAUCCAUAUGAUAUAUUAAGAGCUCUAGAAGUCAACAAUGUGCGUGAGCAGCAAGAUGCAGCAGAAUACUUUGAGAGGAUCUUAAGGAAGACCAGUGGAAAUGCAGCAAAGAUCUUUCAUGGACGGCUGAGUCACAGGACCGAGUGUUUAAACUGUCAGACAGUGACUGACAGUGAAGGUCCGUUCUGGCAUCUUCCUCUUGAACUGGAAGAUUCGCCUGGUGAAAACUACAGCGUGGAGAACGGCAUCAAUAUGUUUUUCACACCAACUAUAUUCAAUGGAGAUAACCAGGUGUACUGUGAAAUCUGUGAUGCUAAAGUUGAUGCUACCAGAAAAUAUGUAAUAACUCAACAUCCAGAUGUUCUGCUUCUGAUGCUGAAGAGGUUUGACUUUAGCUACCAGUUCAUGUCUUACAUCAAAAUCCACUGUAAAGCUGAUGUUCCUCACACCAUUAGGAUUCCAGAGAAUCAGACGUAUGAGCUCUAUGCAGUUGUGGAGCAUUUUGGAGAUCUGAGAGGAGGACAUUAUCACGCAAAAAUCAAGUCCAAGGAUGAAGGAGGCAAAUGGUUCGUCUUUGAUGACAGUUCGGUCACGCAGCGAAGCAAAAGUCCUUUUCCUGACAAUGUGGAUGUUGUACAAUCCCACAGUGCUUAUCUUCUAUUUUAUAGGAGGAAAGGAACGGAAGAAAUGAUGCGGAGCUCCAAUCCAGACCCCAAAUGUGUUCAUGCAAAGAGUAACGUACAUGCUGGACCAAAUAAUUACCAAGUAUUUCAUGAUAACACAACUCAAGGUGUUACAAAACAUGAGGAUUAUGACCUCAAGGUACGUGGAAAAGCCAAGCAGGGGGAUGAUAAGGAUAUUUGCUCUAUUCAGCAUAAAGGCAGGGAUCAUGUACCAGUGGAGCAAACUGUGUCUAAAGAAAACCAACCAGACACUCGAGGUUUUAGACUUGGUCAAAGCAAAAACCCUCCUGUUCAUGCUGCACCUAAUAUACCAGAUGACAUGAUUGAUUUACAUGGAUCAUCUGAAGGAAAGUCUGAUGAGAAUAAACAGAUAUAUGAGGGACAAAAACAUGAGAGAGCAAACAGUCAUGCUCAGGACAAAACCACAAUGGAUGCCAACUCUACCGAGCAGGUAAAACCUGUUCUCCCUGCUUAUGAUCAGAUUCAAGUCAAUGAUCACAAAAAGCAAAAAGCAAAUGUCUUUGAAGAUACACAAGCUAACCUUAAUGAUGAUUUUAAACCUAAAACGGAUUACCAAAGUGAGAUCAGAUAUGAAAAUGAACAGAAAAGAGAGACAGAGGCAUGUUUGAAUGAUGGAUCUGCACGGCAUCAUGUUGGUAAAGGAUCUGGUUAUGUUCCUCAAAGCAAACACAAAUAUAAGGAAAAUAAUCAAAAGGAUGGUGAGAAAAAUGAAGCACAUAAAUUUACUAAAAAUUGCAACAAGUCAGCUGAAAGGAGUAUAUCAACCUGUCCCUCUUCCUCUUUUAAAAAAGAGGAAGAGGGACAAACUGGUUCUACUCAAGCUAGUUGUUAUCUGGAUAGCAGAGAAGCUGAUGGAAGUAAAGAGAGGAAACCAAAACUUGGUCAUAUCGUAGAUCCCCACACGAUCUACAAAGACCACAAAGAGCACAGUGAAAAUAUCAAUACUGAUAUGAGAAAACUAUCAGUGAUAAAUCCAUUGGCUCUGAAGAACGGAAACACUGAACCAGAAGCCAAAGGUGAACAGAAAGAUUAUGGUUUGAAGACCCACACCAAAAGUCAGGAAACUGAAAAAUAUAUUGAGGAUUUUCACAAGCAAUCUGGAUCAGGAAAAAAAGAGAGCCUGAAAGGGAACCAAGCAGCAGACAGGGAGAGAAAAACAAGCCAGGGAGAUUAUCAAGCAAAUACAAAAAAAGGAGUUAAGAGUUCUGCAGAUGGGCAGCAUAGAUUUCUUCAAUAUAAAGUAAUCGAAGAAGUAAGUGGCAGCAGUACUGGUAAUAAAAUUAUGACAAGAACAAUCUCACAGGGUUUCAUUAAACGGAAGGAAGAAAAUAAUACAGAACAGCACAUAACUGAAGAACAAAGACAUCGGACUUUGGUUGAACGAAAACACACAACCAGGUCAAACAGAAGACAACAUAAAAAUCUUAGAAAAAUAAAACAUUCAAAUCUUUCCUCACUGAAAGAAUUCCCUAAUACAUGGCUUGAGGUGGCUAGGACAGAUGAUUCUUUAAAAAGAAGAAGGUUUCUUAAAACCAAGUGGCCGUAUUGAUAACGUAAAAUGAAUCAACACACACAGAAGAAAAAAUAAAAAGAGAUCAGCUAUGUCUUGUUUACCCAUUUCGACCAACAAAUGUGCAAAUCAUGAAUCAGAAUAAAAUGUUUAUGAGGUCAGCAGAACUCUGGUGGUUUAGCUUACUGGGAACCAUUCUGGAGGUGCAAGCAUAGAAAACAAAACCUAGACUGAGAUUUUGUUUCAGAUGUUUGUUGUAAAUACAGCCUUCUGGUUUGGUAAUUCUUGUCUCAUUGUUUCUGUCUAUAACAGCUCAAUAUUAUAAGGCCAAAUAGGAUCAAUUGUUCUGUGAUUAUCUGCAAAACGACACAAUAAAAGCCAUUUUCGUUGUUCGAUAAACUGACUUCACUAAAAAGCUUGUUUGUUGCCUCAACUUACAAUUGAGAGAAAAAUCACUUUUUCAUGCAAAGGCGACAAAAAAUAAAACAUUUGUUUUCACUGUUAUUCACGUUCACUGUGUAAACAAUGUAAUAAACGUGAAGCUGGGUUUGGAAAUAUGGGCAUGCAAAGUUUUCAACAGUGCUCUGAAGAAAAAAAUUACGUGUGUAUAUUUGAUUCAGAGACAUUAUAAGAGGCACUGGAAACAAUGUGGUCAAAUGAAUUUGAUAAACUACUGAAUGUUGAACCAGCAACAUUUUGACAUUGUAUAACUUAGAUUCUGAGGCAUUUGGGUUGUGUUUUUAUUGAAAGGGGUUCAGAUUUACAUGUGUUAUUCAAAGACGGACUCUGAUGUGAUAACGGCAUCUGUUUGGUUUAUUUAUUUAUUUUCAAUAGAAUGACCAAUAAAUGCAUCAUUGUGAUUGGAUCAUGAUAUCCCAUCAGAGUUUGUUUACAUCACUAUAUGCAUUUCAUGUUCAGGGUCAGUUUAAGCUCCACUUUUUCUUGGUGCUUCAUCACUGUGUAACAUAACCACUAUGUUUUUUUUUGUUUUGUUUUUUUUCCUGGAUAAAUACAUUGAAGAGUAAAUGUAUCAUUUAUCUUCGAUGCUUUGGAUUUUUUGUUUGGAUUGGGACUUUGGAUUAACACGGAAAAAUUCUCCCAGGAUAUGGAACUCUUUUAGGACAAAAUUCGCAUUAAAAAGGAUCGGAAAUAUUUGGACAUUUAACCAUUUGGGUUUCUUUACUGAAAUGAACUGAGUGAAUUAAAUCUCACCUAAACUUAUUUUUGAGGGAUUUUGCGUUACUGAUUUAUUUAUCAGGAUAACUAUUAUUAUUUUCUCAAUUUGUGGGUUUUGUAAUAAAUCAUUGUUGCUAAAACUCAGCAAAAUUUCAUAUUGAGUGGUUGGCUAUUUAUGUACUUCUCAAUUUAACUGGUGUAACAUAUUUACCUGAUGCUCACAUCAGGUAAAUAUGAACUCACAAAUACACCCCCCAUCCCCCUUGAGUGUAUUUGUGAGUUCUGCUUUAAAUAGAAGCAGAAUUUUACAACUCGGUCUUUUUUCUUUCUUCUUCUCCUCUGUUGUUGACUAGUGUCAUGGUGAUGGUACAAGCAGCACUACAGGUGCAUGCAUGGUGGGACUAACUUCUAGAAAUAUAAGCAUGUGUCUGGUGAUUGAUAAAAAUAGCCUAGUUGUGCAACAUUUGUAUUCAUCUUAAUUAACAUCUGUGAAGAAUACAUAUGAAGACAAUUAAAGGAAGAAUUUAAGAAAAAUAUAAAUGUGUUGUCAUUUGCUUUUUUAUAUCACUUGAUGGAUGUGCUCGUGGAAGUUUGUUUCUUUUUGAAUGAGUGACAUAUUAUGUGUAUAAGGACAGCACUGUUGUACAGAAAAGCAAGGAUUGUUGCAUAGAUUAUAUUGUUGUAUUAGGAAUUUUUUUGUUUAUUAUUAGAUAAUAAUUCAAUAUGUGAUUAAAUGCCGUGAAUUGCAAAAUGUAAAGGUUUGCAUUGAUUUUAAGUUUUAAUUAGAAUUUUUAGUUUUCUGAUUUCCUGUAAUAAACUUGAAUUAUCAACCAAA